UUUUCUUUAAUCGCGGUGAGCUCUUAAGGACGAGGAGCUUCUUGGAUUCUGUGCCUCCCUGCUUCCCGUUAGGGUGGGUAAGUGUGUGUGGAGAUAGAAGCAGGGAUUUUGCAGAGAUGAGCAGACUUCUUCAACUCUUGGAUUAAUAUUAGGAACAAUAUGUUUCUGAAAAUUAGCUUUUCAACAUGAAUGUGAAAGAGUUCCUAGCCAAAGCCAAAGAAGAUUUUUUAAGAAAAUGGGAAAGCCCUCCUCAGAAUACUGCUGGCCUAGAUGAUUUUGAAAGGCAAAAAACUCUUGGAACAGGAUCAUUCGGGAGAGUUAUGUUGGUGAAACAUAAAUCCACAGAACAGUAUUAUGCUAUGAAGAUACUGGACAAACAGAAGGUUGUCAARCUGAAGCAAAUAGAACACACGCUGAAUGAAAAGAGAAUAUUACAAGCAGUGAACUUCCCUUUUCUUGUAAGACUGGAGUAUUCUUUUAAGGAUAAUUCUAAUUUAUACAUGGUAAUGGAGUAUGUCCCUGGUGGUGAAAUGUUUUCGCAUCUAAGAAGAAUCGGAAGGUUCAGUGAACCACAUGCACGAUUUUAUGCAGCUCAGAUAGUGCUAACAUUUGAGUACCUCCAUUCAUUAGACCUCAUCUACAGAGAUCUAAAGCCUGAAAAUCUUUUAAUUGAUCAGCAAGGAUACAUCCAGGUCACAGACUUCGGCUUUGCAAAAAGGGUAAAAGGAAGAACUUGGACGUUAUGUGGAACUCCAGAAUACCUGGCACCUGAAAUAAUCCUCAGCAAGGGUUACAACAAGGCAGUGGAUUGGUGGGCGUUAGGAGUGUUAAUUUAUGAAAUGGCAGCUGGAUAUCCCCCGUUCUUUGCAGAUCAGCCCAUCCAGAUUUAUGAGAAGAUUGUGUCUGGCAAGGUACGGUUUCCAUCACACUUCAGUUCAGACCUAAAGGAUCUUCUAAGAAAUUUACUCCAGGUAGAUUUGACCAAACGAUAUGGAAAUCUCAAGAAUGGUGUAAAUGACAUAAAGAACCACAAGUGGUUUGCAACUACAGAUUGGAUUGCCAUUUAUCAGAGAAAGGUAGAAGCUCCGUUCAUACCAAAGUGCAGAGGCCCUGGAGAUACCAGCAACUUUGAUGACUAUGAAGAAGAAGAUAUUCGUGUGUCGCUAACAGAAAAAUGUGCAAAAGAAUUUGCUGAUUUUUAGUAGGAGUAAGAGGACAAGAUGACAUCAGGGCUCACACUGGGAUCUUUGCACUCUGUUAACAGAUGAGGUGGAGCUGAGACCGACAUAUGUCAAAGCAGUUACCUAGUUACUUCAUUCCACAAAGCUGACUGAGGUCGUUAUUGCCAUCUUCCAUGUGUGCGGUUUGCACCAACCCUUCUAACUAGGCACAAUUAAGCAAGCACUGUUUGUGCAGUAACACAGAAUACUAGACCACUUUCCUACUUAACUUUGGUUUCUGUCGUUCCUUUGUUUCUGUGUAUUGUUCAUUUUCCCCCUUUAAAAUGAAGUAGUUUUUUACCCAAGAAUGCUCCAUUUUAUUUUGAAUAAUGUAUUAUUUGUGUGAGUGAAAUGGAAGGUGUUGCGGCUAGUGUGAUUUAGACUGAAGUGAAAGAUAAAUGUUGCUUCUAGUCUGUGCCAGCCAAUAAUUCUUGUUCGUCUUGUGUCUGAGGCUACAAUUUAUAAYACGUUUUUUUUAGUACCUCAGACUUAAACCUAGCCAACAUUUUUAGCAUUUUUGAAGGUAGUAUUUAUCGCCAUAUAAAUGUCUGCUAAAUUAAUUUAAAAACAUUUCUUCCUGGAGACUGACCAAAUUCAGUAGAAUCAAUUGGAUGGCUUAAGUAGGGGACAGUAGCUAGACCCCGUGCCUUGGUUUUCUACAUCCCUGCAGUUUUUGUCACUGCCUCCUUCCUUUGUAUUCCUCACCUCGGCAGUAGGUAAAUGACCGUCGCCAGGCUGUACCAUGGAAAGCUUGCAGGCUUGUGACAGGGAGUAAUCCACCUGGUCUGGAUUUUGGACCAUAUUUAACCAACUCAACUUACCAGCAUUUCAGUUGGCAGGUAUUAAAUGGCUUUUUUUUUUAACAACAAGAACCCUAAAUUCUUAAAGGAAGUCUUGGUCAGUAUUGUAGAGAAUUAGUCAUUUUGAUUCCCUUUUUCUUUUCUUUUUUCUUUUUUUUUCAUUUUUAUGCCAAUAUUAGGGCUCCUGAAGUAUUUGUUGUUUUAAGCCUUUUUUUUUUUUGAUUUUAAAAAAGGCAUCUGUUUCAAAAAAAACAAAAAGCAAAAUGUGCUCUGCCAUUAGCUGUGAAAAAACAAAAGGUUUAGCAAAUGCAAACUCAUGUUAUGGAUGCAUUGCUGGAUCAACACGGUUAUUUUUUGUUAGCUGUUAAGAAUAAAAGAGGUUAUUGCCAAGUUUUUAUUCUGGUAUACUAUAUUAGUAAACCGAGGAUGGAGUACUGCUACAAUCAUUUUCUGCUUAAUUACAGCACUUCAUUCACAGGGAAAAGAGACAAAGUUUAAAAGCUGCCACAGCUGGGUUUAUUUUAGUUGCAUUGUGUCUUCAUUUCUAACCUACUUUCUUUCAAUCAAACAGAAUGUAUGGUCACACAGAUAUAAGUAUUUGGGCUUAAUUAUGUUUUGUAUACUCUCACCAACUGACUUAAAAAGUACUGCUACCAUGUGCUAGCUUUGGGCACUUUUACACAUUUAUUUCAAUGUUAAUAAUCAGUGGCUCAGCACUUUUUUCGGGGUUGCUUUUAAACUUAUUCAUAGUAGUUUUAUUUGUACACUUGAUUCUGACUAUUUCAGUGACCUGUCUUAAACUGGCACAUCUGAACAGUUUAAACUAGACUCAUUUUACGAUCAAUUUACCUGCAUACAAGGAUGAAUUGUUUUUAAUAAAACUGAGCUAUACGUAGCCACUGUUAUUGUUUGAAUGUCAGUGAAAAUAAGCCACUGGCAAUACUUCCUUUUAAUCUGUAUGGCACUCCUUUAAGAAAGACCUUUGUAGACGUUUUACGAAACAGUAUGAAAUGUAACAUCCAUCAUUCUGUAUGUUUAGGUUGUUGAGCAUUUUUGCACAACGUCAUUAGGAGGCUGACACUGAAUGCAGUCUUUGUCCACCCAUAUUUACAUAUGUGCAAGAAAAGUAUAAGAUACUUUGCUGUAGCAAAUUUUAUGUAACAAAGAUAUAUCGUCACAUUAAUAAAUUUAAAGAAAUCCUUUGUAUGAAAAUGUUAAAAUCUUUUGUAUUUCAUUUAGACCAAGGACAUGCUGUUGUAUGCUAGCUGUAUGCGAUAAAUUCUACAGUAACUUUGUUGUCGUUUAUGAACUUUAAAAGAUUUUAAUAAAUGCUGGAGAUCACAAUUUGAUUCUGUUAUGAUUUUAAUUUUCAAUCAUUACCUUUAGAAUAGGGUUCAGAGAUAUUCUGUUUUGUAAAAUACUGUAAUCAUUCAAGAUGCGUGUACAAUAAGACAAAAGUCUAGGAAAUUGGUUCUGACCUGGCUGUCUGAUACCCAGAUUGAAUUCUUCUUGGGCACAGAAAAAAAAAAAAAA
Nothoprocta perdicaria is the source of this 3553-nucleotide messenger RNA. It is a transcript of the gene PRKACB, whose product is annotated as protein kinase cAMP-activated catalytic subunit beta. Gene Ontology annotation, cellular component: cAMP-dependent protein kinase complex; nucleus. Gene Ontology annotation, biological process: peptidyl-serine phosphorylation. Gene Ontology annotation, molecular function: cAMP-dependent protein kinase activity; ATP binding. Lineage: Eukaryota; Metazoa; Chordata; Aves; Tinamiformes; Tinamidae. The transcript is spliced from 10 exons. The coding region runs from base 186 to 1202 and encodes 338 amino acids. The record is from RefSeq and is a predicted model, not a curated record.